This is a messenger RNA of Saccharomyces kudriavzevii IFO 1802, 702 nucleotides long. It is a transcript of the gene DAS2, whose product is annotated as putative uridine kinase DAS2. The record is from RefSeq and is a predicted model, not a curated record. Lineage: Eukaryota; Fungi; Ascomycota; Saccharomycetes; Saccharomycetales; Saccharomycetaceae. The transcript has a single exon. Gene Ontology annotation, cellular component: cytoplasm. The coding region runs from base 1 to 702 and encodes 233 amino acids. Gene Ontology annotation, molecular function: kinase activity; ATP binding.
AUGAACGAACAAGCUGUUGAAGAAAGAAGAAUUGUAGUUUCUAUUGGAGGAGGGCAUGCCACCGGAGUGGGCGCAAUUGCAGUAGAUCUUCAAAACACCUUUAAGGAUUUAUAUAAUUAUAUUAACAUAAGAGUAAUAAAUCUAGACAAUAUGAUAGAGGGAAACAUCAAGAGCUACAAUAGUAGCGACUAUGAUUUUGAUAACAUUCUCAACCUAGUCUAUGAAAAGCAUGCCAUAACUUCACAAAAUGAUAUGAUACAGCAUGACUAUGAAGACCCAAUAGAUUUGAUAAUUGUAUGUGGCUGUUAUGCGUUAUAUGAUAAACGAAUCAAUGAAAUUUCCCACUUAAAGGUAUUUUUGGAUAGCGAUGCGGAUAAACGGUUAGUUAGUUUGAUCAGAAAGAAGAAUGUGGAAAGUAAUGAACAGUUAGCCCAAUUGAUUACUGAAUAUAUGGAUCACUUGCGCCCGGAGAUGCAACAAUAUAUAGAACCCACUAGAACUUUCGCAGACCUUAUCAUCCCUUCCACGAAUGAAAAUCUGGGGCGUGCCAUUCUUGUAGAUGGUAUAGUGAAAGCAAUCGAGGAGACUAAAAGACGUAUGGGAGAAGCCAGCAAUACGAACAGUGACGUACGCCCACGUUUAUGGGACUUCGAGGCAGAGACAAUGGACCUAGAAAAAGAUAGAUAUUACGACCUAUCGUGA